This is a messenger RNA of Platichthys flesus (European flounder), 2936 nucleotides long. RefSeq names its product SPNS lysolipid transporter 1, lysophospholipid (gene spns1). The coding region runs from base 605 to 2125 and encodes 506 amino acids. Gene Ontology annotation, biological process: transmembrane transport. Lineage: Eukaryota; Metazoa; Chordata; Actinopteri; Pleuronectiformes; Pleuronectidae. Gene Ontology annotation, molecular function: transmembrane transporter activity. Gene Ontology annotation, cellular component: membrane. The record is from RefSeq and is a predicted model, not a curated record. The transcript has 13 exons.
AAUCAAUCCAAUUAUUUAAGUCCUGUUAUCGAUUUAAACAUCUUUUAAAAAUCAUUAGAAAAAUAUUAACUGAUUCAUUUCCUUAUUUUUACCACUAAAUCUAACAGAAGGUGAUUUUCUUUUAAAUAAGUGCUCUUGACAAAUCCAUUUAUCCCUCAGUGGUUUUUACUUGACACGCGGUUCGUUGUUAAAUUAGUAGAAUUACUGAGAUGUUACUGAUUCAUCUCAAUUCCAUAGUUUUCACUUGGUGAUUGUUUCUAUUGUCAGAGAAUCUUAUUAUUCUUAUUGAUUUCAGAUCAAGUGAAUAUCCACUCACUGUUGAAAUCAAAGACGUGGCUGCAGACGACAAACGGGUCAAUGUUCUGUGUGUUCAGUGUUCACACUUCCUGAUUUGAUCACAUGAUCCAUCUGUGGCCAACACAAGAUAAAACAGGAUCUCCCAGUUCAGGUCUCACUCAACAGGCGUCAGUUUGUUGAUCACGUCUGGCUCCAGUGGAACAAUCCAUCCGUCCAUCAUCAUCUACGUCCUGUUAUCCACAUGAUCAAGUGCUGCCUGUCUGGGGGCGUGGCUUAACAGGUGGCCAGCCAAUCACAGAGCGUCGUCAUGUCUCUGGGCGAGAACACGCCGGACUCGGCGCCGUUCCUCUCUGACGACAGCGAGACAGAGGGUCAGGGGGAGCAGGGCGGGGGGGCGGGCCAGCGGCCGGCGGAGGAGCCGGCCAGCGGCGUGUCCAGCGUCCGAGCCCUGCUGACCGUCCUGGUGCUCUGCUUCAUCAACCUGCUCAACUACAUGGACAGGUUCACCGUGGCAGGAGUGCUCCCGGACAUCGAGCAUUAUUUUGGGAUCGAUGACGGGAAAUCCGGUUUGCUCCAAACUGUUUUUAUCUGCAGCUACAUGUUCCUGGCUCCGAUCUUCGGUUACCUUGGCGACAGGUACAACAGGAAGGUCAUCAUGAGCGUGGGGAUCACGUUCUGGUCACUGGUUACACUGGCCAGCUCCUACACCCCCAGGGAGCACUUCUGGGCCCUGCUGUUGACACGUGGACUGGUCGGGGUCGGCGAGGCCAGUUACUCCACCAUCGCUCCCACCAUCAUCGCAGACCUCUACGUCAAAGGGAAGCGCACCAACAUGCUGUCCGUCUUUUAUUUCGCCAUCCCCGUGGGCAGCGGCCUCGGAUACAUCGUGGGCUCUCAGGUCAGCAACAUAGCGAAGGACUGGCACUGGGCUCUGCGGGUGACUCCAGCUCUGGGGCUGGUGGCGGUGGUCCUGCUCCUGGUCGUGGUUCAGGAGCCCAACAGAGGCGCCAUCGAGGCUCGGCCCGAGCACCAGCUGCACCGGACCAGCUGGCUGAAGGACCUGCAGGCGCUGAGCAGGAACUGCAGCUUCGUGUUGUCCACCUUCGGCUUCACCGCGGUGGCGUUUGUCACCGGCUCUCUGGCGCUCUGGGCCCCGACCUUCCUCCUGAGAGCUGCCAUCUUCACCGGGGUCAAGGCCCCGUGCACGGACGCACACUGCGCCUCCUCCGACAGCCUGAUCUUUGGAGCGAUCACCUGCAUCACCGGCGUUCUGGGCGUGGCCAGCGGCGUGCAGCUGAGUCGGCAGCUGAGGAAGAAGACGCCCAGGGCGGAUCCACUGGUCUGCGCCGCCGGUCUGAUGCUCUCUGCUCCGUUCCUCUACCUGGCCAUCGUGUUCGCUGAGGCCAGCACCGUCGCCACAUACGUUUUCAUCUUCCUGGGAGAAACGUUCCUGAGCAUGAACUGGGCCAUCGUGGCCGACAUUCUGCUGUACGUGGUGGUUCCCACUCGCCGCGCCACAGCUGAGUCGCUUCAGAUCGUCAUCUCUCAUCUGCUGGGAGACGCUGGGAGUCCCUACCUGAUCGGAGUGGUCUCUGACUACCUGAGGAGGUCGGACUCGUUCCUCUGGCAGUUCCGCUCGCUGCAGCUCUCUCUGCUGAUCUGCGCCUUCGUAGCGGUGGUGGGCGGGGCCUUCUUCCUCGCCACCGCCCUCUUCAUCGAAGGAGACCGAGAUCGGGCGGAGAACUACGUGGCUUCAGACGACGAGCCGAUCGUGGUGCCGAGCAGCGGCCGGUCCACUCGGGUCCCGGUGUCCAGCGUUCUGAUCUGAAACCAGCCGCUGGGGAACCGCUGGUGUACCGUGUCGUGGGACUGAAGACACUGAAGGGACUGUCUGCCGUGCAGAAACCUUUAAAGUUUAUUUCUCUUUUUUAGAACUUUCCCAGAAGGUGGUCGUCUCAGGAGAUGUUAGUGAUGGUUGUGUGGAUCCUCUGAGGACUGAGGAGCUGAAGCUGAUUCACUUUGACUUUUAUUUGACCGACGACAAACUGGUGGAAACAUCUUCUCACCUUCAGUGAGAUCAGAAGUUCAUAAACUUUAUUAAUCACAUUUCAUUUCAGCUCGUUUGAGUAACACUAACCUUGUGAUGCAGUCAGUUCUAAUCAGUCUACAUCUUUUAAGCUUCAUCACUGAUUUGAAUCCUCGUUUUUCUGUUGGAAUGUUUGAAGUGUUAAACGAGGUUUUUUAAGUUUUGUGUUUGAUGGGAUCGACUUUAUGAACGUGAACGUUAGUGAAGUGGUUUAGUCUCAAAUCAUUUUUUACUGUUUCUGUUAAACAAGAAUGAACUUGUUGGACGAAGUGUUUGUGUCGUAUUAACAUGCUCAGGUGGACUCAUGAUUUUAUCUUUAAAAUAAUAAUUUACAGCUUAAGUGGUUGUUCUUUUCAAAGAGACACUUUUUUACUUUUAAAUAUGACUUUGACAAUAAGGAAAAUAAAGUUCUGUAACAUCACUGUCACGUCUUUAAGUCUAGAAAACGAUUUUACAUGUUGAUAAAGUUUUGUCCCAAAGAUUCUUUAGGAAGUUUGAUGACAUCGUAUAAAAGCUGUUUUUACAGAUGAAAAUUAAAAACCCUAGAAAAAUA